AUGAGUUCAGCACUAAUACUGAGCAAGUCGUCCGUAUGGUUUCGCAUGGCCUCUCUGCCAUCAACUGCUGCGCCACUGGCGAGCCCUUUACUAUCGGCAAUAACAAAGCCCAGUUACGGUAGUCGAUUCCUGACGAGUCAAGCAGCGCGAGCUUUGUUGGGGCUUCCCGCCAAUAAUAAGACUGCUGAUACUACCGGUAGUGCUAGUAGUAGUAAAACGACGUCCCCCCUGACUUUGAAAGAACUCCGCCAUGCUUAUUUUGCAGCCGCCAAACAGUGUCAUCCCGACAUGAUGACGACCCAGCAGGAUGAUGAUGAAGAGGAAGAGACCAACAGCCAGGCCGCCGACGAGUUUCUGCAAGUAACGUUGGCGUAUGAACUCCUUCAAGCGGAACUGUCCCCAAAAGAAGAAGAUGUCAUGAGUAAUAUCAUUACGGAAUCGGAAGAAAUGGCGUUUCGACGUGCCUGUCAAGUGGAACUGGGAGUGGCUCCCGAGAUUGUGGAAGAAUGCAAGCAAAAUCCCGAGUUUCGUCAAUGGCUCCUGGGUCGUACUGAUUCGGCCCAUUUAUGGAGGACCUUUUUGAUGCAACAUGGAGGAUUGGCCCCGAAAUUACGCCCACCACAGUUGUUGCAGGCGGGUGCACAUGCCAAAAUGCCAUCUCAUCGAACACGACGACGGCGAAAAUAG
Seminavis robusta is the source of this 687-nucleotide messenger RNA. The record is from the annotation of a GenBank genome assembly. Lineage: Eukaryota; Bacillariophyta; Bacillariophyceae; Naviculales; Naviculaceae.